GUGCUUUCAGUAUGUUCUUUCUUUACAUCAGGGUAAUGAAAUUAUGCAUAGAUCAUCUAGAUAUAAUUAUUUCAUGCUCAUCAGAGAUAAUUAAUUUCCCCAUUAUAUGCAUGUUUGUAACCCGUGGCUCCACAGAUUUGUCACAUCAUUUCAUGAAAUCAUACAUUAUUUAAUCAUUUGAAAUGUGAUUGAUUUUUGUGAUAGCACGUGUACCAAGGGCUUUCAGACAAAUUUAAUUCCACCUCCAAACAUGCUUUAUUAGAUGAAUUAGGGAUCCUAAAUAACCCCGUGACGUGGACUUCCAUAAAUGGUGUGUGUAGGCUUGGCUGGGAUAAGUGGAUUACACAUUAUCUGCUGCUUCUCCCGCUCUUUGUACUGAGCCCGGCAUUGCCCAAACGAGCUGUGGACUCGAAACAAAGUCAAUUUGGUUUGGCAGACCCGGCUGCUGAUGGCUGCCAUGAGCCUGGGUCACCUGGACAUGAACUUUAUUUAGGUUACUGCUGCCUCCUGGAUUAAAUCAAAGAUUUAUCUGGACUCUGAACAUUGACUGAAUGUGCCAGCCAAAUCCUACAAAUGAAUAACCAUCAGUCAACAACUGAUGACGUAUUUUGACUGUUUUUCACUUUAUGUCACCAGAAAUAGGAGGUCGGAGAGACUGUCACUUGUUUAAUUCCCCAUAAACAAGAAAUGUUUCAAAGGCAGUACAGCUGGUCCAGUUUUGUUCUGUCUAGUGAUGUAAUUAUUCUAAAACAGGAUGUAAUUUAACACAGGGCCCCGUAAUGUUACCCAGCGGCACAGGUCUUUUCAAUGAAGAAUACUAUUAAUAAAACGCCAGAAAACAACUGGUCUUCACUCCAUCUUUGUCAGGCAGCAAAGUCACUGCAACAAAAUGGCAUUUCAGUUCAUAAUUGCCUGACCCUUCAUUCUCCAGGUCAGCUGGGAGAGCAGCAGCAAACACCAAUGCAAAUAAUCAAAGAGGAGGAACUCUGUUAGGAAACACUGUGUUGUCUCUGAGUUAAAGUACACUGAAUAUAUUCUUCACAUGGGUGUAAACGUUUGGUUAUAUACAGUACGCUAUGGCUCAUGUGAAUGAAUAUAUUAACCAAAUUAGACAUGCUGAUGAAAGAGGACGCUGACAAAGAUUUUACAAACCACAUAAUGAUGCUCUGAUCUUUAGACCUGCACUGUUCUGUCUGGUAGAUCCUCCUGCAACUCGUGUCCACUCCAUUUUCCCCUUCUCAGUGGCGUGUUUGUCGUGAUUGAUAAUACUGCUCCGUCUGUGCCACUGGUGUGUGUACCCCUUAUCUAGGCAGUACUGGCACCUUUGGGUGCAGCAUGCUGCUGGCUGGGCACAAGAAGCACCGCCUGACACACGGGGGGCGUGUCAAACCGUGCCUGCUCUUUGGAUCUGGCACCUUCGCUGGCACCUGUCCUACUUGCACCCUCCGGCGAUGACAAUAGAGUCAAGUCAGACUAAGCUAUGAGUCAGUUUCGGGUGUUAGCGGGUGUGCUGAGGGGUGGGUGUGUUGGGGGGAGUCAGUGGCUGCGUGCAUGUGGAGGGGCCCCGGCCAGGCGCCUGGUUGAUCCCAGGAGAGGCUGCUCCUCAGGGGCUGCGCCUGAUGUCUCAGCAGUGGCCAGUAGCUCCAGCUAUGUGGAGGAGAUGUACUUUGCCUGGUUGGAGGAUCAUAAAAACGUCCACGAGUCUUGGGACGCAUUCUUCCGUAACAUCCAGGCCUCCAGUCCGUCUGGCGAGGCGGGCGAGCAACGCCCCUCCGCUCUGCUCCAGGGCCGAGUGCUGUCCCACUCACCAGACAUGGCACAGAAAGUGGUGGAGGACCACCUGGCCGUGCACACUCUCAUUAGAGCCUACCAGAUUCGUGGCCACCAUGUUGCCCAGUUGGACCCGUUGGGAAUCCUGGAGGCUGACCUGGACUCUUUCGUUCCCUCCGACCUGAUCACCACCAUCGAUAAGUUAGGUUUCUACGGUCUUGAUGAGUCUGACUUGGGUAGGACCUUUCAACUGCCUCCCACCACCUUCAUCGGAGGAGGAGACACCACUCUCCCUCUUAAAGAAAUUAUACACAGACUAGAGACAACCUACUGUGGACACAUAGGAGUCGAGUACAUGUUCAUCAACAAUGUGGACCAGUGUCAGUGGAUUCGUCAGAAAUUUGAGACUCCGGGAAUCAUGCAGUUCACUAAUGCUGAGAAGAGGACUCUGCUGGCCCGCCUGAUCAGAUCCACACGGUUUGAGGACUUCCUGGCCAGAAAGUGGUCAUCAGAGAAACGUUUUGGUCUGGAGGGCUGUGAAGUGCUCAUCCCUGCUCUCAAAACCAUGAUUGACAAGUCGAGCAGCGCCGGCAUCGACAGCGUGAUCAUGGGGAUGCCUCAUCGGGGUCGACUGAAUGUCUUGGCCAAUGUGAUCCGUAAGGACCUGGAUCAGAUCUUCUGUCAAUUUGACCCCAAGUUAGAGGCUGCUGAUGAGGGUUCAGGUGAUGUCAAAUACCACCUUGGGAUGUACCACGAGAGGAUUAACCGUGAGACAGAAAGGAACAUCACACUGUCACUCAUGGCGAACCCCUCCCACCUGGAGGCGGUGGAUCCAGUGGUUCAGGGCAAGACCAAAGCUGAGCAGUUCUACAGAGGGGACACUCAGGGAAAGAAGGUGAUGUCCAUCUUGAUACACGGUGAUGCUGCUUUUGCUGGACAAGGAGUUGUGUAUGAGACUUUCCACCUGAGUGAGCUCCCCUCCUACACCACACAUGGUACAAUCCAUGUGGUGGUCAACAACCAGAUUGGCUUCACCACAGACCCUCGAGUGGCCCGCUCCUCACCCUACCCCACUGAUGUGGCUCGGGUUGUCAAUGCACCCAUCUUCCAUGUGAACGCUGACGACCCCGAGGCAGUCAUGUACGUGUGCCGGGUGGCUGCAGAGUGGAGGUCCACCUUCAACAAGGAUGUAGUCAUCGACCUGGUUUGUUACAGGCGCUUCGGCCAUAAUGAGAUGGACGAGCCCAUGUUCACCCAGCCACUGAUGUACAAACAGAUCCGUCGGCAGGAGCAUGUGCUGAAAAAGUACUCCAACAGGCUCAUUGCGGAGGGAGUGGUGACGCUGCAGGAAUUUGAGGAAGAAGUUGCCAAAUAUGAUAAGAUAUGUGAGGAGGAAUACGCCAGCUCCAAGGAUGAAAAGAUUUUACACAUUCGGCAUUGGCUCGAUUCCCCCUGGCCAGAUUUCUUCACAGCAGAGGGAGAGCCCAAGAGCAUGAGCUGUGUCCCCACAGGACUGGAUGAGGAGGUUCUGCAGCACAUUGGCCAGUCAGCCAGCUCAGUGCCUCUGGAAGAUUUUAAAAUCCACCCUGGUGUGUCUCGUAUCCUGCGUGGUCGCGCUGACCUGGUGAAGAAUCGGCAGAUGGACUGGGCUUUAGGAGAGUACAUGGCCUUUGGUUCCCUUCUCAAAGAUGGCAUCCAUGUACGACUCAGUGGACAGGAUGUAGAGCGGGGCACCUUUAGUCACCGUCAUCAUGUCCUGCAUGACCAAGAGGUGGACAAACGAACCUGUGUUCCCAUGAACCACCUGUGGGACAACCAGGCUCCUUAUACCGUCUGCAACAGCUCCUUGUCAGAGUACGGAGUGCUUGGUUUUGAGCUUGGCUUCGCCAUGGCCAGUCCGAAUGCUCUGAUCCUCUGGGAGGCCCAGUUUGGAGACUUUCACAACACAGCCCAGUGUAUCAUUGACCAGUUCAUCAGCCCAGGCCAGGCCAAGUGGGUCCGCAACAAUGGUAUUGUCCUGCUGCUGCCACACGGGAUGGAGGGAAUGGGUCCAGAACAUUCAUCAGCUCGACCUGAACGCUUCCUGCAAAUGAGCAAAGAUGAUCCCGAUCACUUCCCUGAGUUAAGUGGAGAUUUUGAAGUCCAGCAGCUGUACGACUGUAACUGGAUCGUGGUCAACUGCUCCACGCCUGCUAACUACUGUCAUGUGCUCAGACGGCAGAUUCUGCUGCCAUUCAGAAAACCGCUGAUCAUUUUCACACCAAAGUCUCUGCUGCGGCACCCCGAUGCAAGGUCCAGUUUUGAUGACCUCGCCAAAGGCACUACAUUCAAGAGGUUGAUUCCAGACGAGGGCCCUGCAAGUCAAAACACAGCGCAAGUGAAGAGGGUGAUCUUCUGCACUGGCAAAGUCUACUACGAACUGGCUAAAGAGAGGAAACAGCAAAAACUGGACAAAGACAUCGCCAUCAUCAGACUUGAACAGAUCUCUCCAUUCCCGUUUGACCUGGUCAGAGCAGAGGUAGAGAAAUACGGCAACGCUCAGCUGGUCUGGUGUCAGGAGGAGCACAAGAACAUGGGUUACUAUGAUUACGUCCGGCCGCGUUUCCUCACAGUGGUGGCCAACAAGAGGCCUGUAUGGUAUGUGGGACGGGACCCUGCUGCGGCUCCUGCGACAGGGAACAAGUCGACCCACCUCAAUGAGCUGAAGAGGUUCAUGGAUGCAGCUUUCAACCUGAGCGCCUUCCAGGAGAAGGACGUAUAGUUGAGAACUGGAGCAAGACUGGAGGUGCAGUUUCAUCUCCAACCAUCAUGGUCUAUUUUUUAAGUCUUUUUGUCAAACUCUUUUAGCUUUGUGACAAUCUGGAGCUUAGCCUUUUUAGUAAACAUGAUGUUAACCCUUAAUAUUCUUAUGUUAGAGAUAGAUGACUUAUGCCAAGACCGCACUGCACAACGUUUAUGUCUUGGUCACUGUAACAGAUUAUGUGAUCAUCGUUCAAUCCUGACAAAAGGCACACAUUUGGACGCACUAGUUUUCCCAGGGUCUCAAAAGUGUCCUAAAUGCAGCUCGUUCUCCUCUGUGACACGUGACAGGGGAUACAAGGACAAUUUGCUGUGCCCUGGCUGUGCACCAUGUCAAGUGAAAUCAAGUCUUUUUCAUUUAUACAGCCCAACUCCUCCUCUAUCAAAAUUGGGCCAUUUUUGGGCUGAUAUCAUGUAGUCUAAUUUCGGCUUUACUGGACCUGCACUUUAUUCACUCGACACUAUUCAACACAUAGGCUUUAUGAGGGCUUUAACACAAUACGCAUAGUAUAUGUACACACCCCAAAACCUUGUCUAAAGAAAACCAGACACAAAUUUUCAGCCUCUAAACGGUGCUACACCUCCAACACCUUCAUUAUAUGAAAAAAGUGUUACACAAACAUGAAAUAUAAGUCACAUAAUUAUCACCUAGUUGUGUGGUGAAGUAGCAACAGCACACUUGUGACAAUCACUGUUAUUGGAGUAGCUUUAAUACCCUAGAAACCUCCACUGCUGCCAAGCUGAAUACUAGUUUAUAUUUUUAGUAUAGAUAUAUAUUUGUAUUGAUUUUGUAGAUGAAUAUCAGAAGCUAUAAGACGCACACAAAACACCAACCGGUGUGUUUAAACAAUGAAUGUGGAACACAUAUCACAGGUAUGAAGACUGUUUUGCAAUUUAACACAUCAGUAGCUUUAGUGCCUGCAUUUGCUCCGGCUACCUUAGCUGUUGUUAGUGAAGGAGUGUGUAUUUAUUUUCACACUUCACUUCACCAGGAGACAUGAGCCAGCUGGCACCGAGACUUGAAGCCAUGUUUUCUUCUUAGGACAUAAGGCUCAGCUUCCUCUUCGGAGGCUGAGGGAUGCGCACACACACAUAAACACGGCAAAGCUUUGAGAGCAAUAUUGAUGCUUGGUUGUCACAUUAAAAUCCCCAGGUAUUUAACAGAAGUGAUAUUAGUUAACACUGUGCAUAGAAAUGUUCCAUAAAAUGAUGUUUCCUGUCUAGCAGUUAUACUGUAGCUCACCUUUUCCACUUCCAGCUGAGAGAUUUAACCCUAAUCUAUGCACAAACGUAAUUUUACAUAUGUAAUUAUUUUUGUUAAAGGUUUAUGUGUGUUAGAUUUUUAAUGAAACCAUUAUAUCCACAUAUUAGUGUGGCCAUUGAGACAUAUGCACGCACUUACCCUGGGAAUAAUAAAACACGCAAUAAAAUAUAUUUAAGUGUAAUAACGUGCUUUGGUCAUGAUUUCUGGUUGCAGAUGUUGCAUGACAGCAUAAAAAAGUCUAUAGUUUAAAGCACGAAAUAACAGAUUAUUCUAUUGAUGAAUGAAAGGUUGAAUUCAUGUGCAGUAAAAUGCAUCUUUUUCUCAUUUUAACGCACUCAAAGGUUUUGAUGAUAUGACCAGACCAAUCUGCUGUUAGCAGACUUGAAAUAUAUAUAUCAAUGUGUGACUGACAUUAGAGCCAGUUUGCAAGCUGUAUGAUUCUCUGCAAGCUGUGCCACUGAUAUCUUCUCAAUAUUCUGCUACUGUUUUUAGUUACUGUUAUGUCAAACUUUUCACAUCUGGCUGUAGUAACUGUACACACAAGGGUAAAAAUUUGCUUAUGCAGCCCCUGUUGACUGCCCACACCACACCUAUCCCCUUCUGUGCAUCAUGUAUGCACCUUGUCCUCUCCCAGUUUCUCAUUAAAGGUAUACUCUGCAGGUUUGUCAGUAACUGUUUGUGA
This is a messenger RNA of Epinephelus fuscoguttatus (brown-marbled grouper), 6515 nucleotides long. RefSeq names its product oxoglutarate dehydrogenase L (gene ogdhl). The coding region runs from base 1481 to 4531 and encodes 1016 amino acids. Gene Ontology annotation, biological process: tricarboxylic acid cycle. NCBI's taxonomy places the organism in Eukaryota, Metazoa, Chordata, Actinopteri, Perciformes, Serranidae. Gene Ontology annotation, molecular function: oxoglutarate dehydrogenase (succinyl-transferring) activity; thiamine pyrophosphate binding. The transcript has 24 exons. Gene Ontology annotation, cellular component: oxoglutarate dehydrogenase complex; mitochondrion. The record is from RefSeq and is a predicted model, not a curated record.